This is a messenger RNA of Prunus armeniaca (apricot), 1767 nucleotides long. NCBI's taxonomy places the organism in Eukaryota, Viridiplantae, Streptophyta, Magnoliopsida, Rosales, Rosaceae. The record is from the annotation of a GenBank genome assembly.
AUGGCUGCUUCCAAGGAUGCUUGUUCCUCCUCUUACCGGUGCAGCUAUCAUGCAUUCUUGAGUUUCAGGGGCGAAGAUACACGCAAGGGCUUUACUGAUCACCUCUACGGGGCUUUGGAGCUGGCAGGAAUCCACACUUUUAGAGAUGAUGAUGAGAUUGAGAGAGGAUCAAAUAUUGCAGCAGAGCUCCAGAAGGCGAUACAAGAGUCACGAGACUACGCUUCCUUGAGAUGGUGCUUGGAUGAACUUGCAAAGAUCAUGGAACGUAGCAAAACUGAGGGACACAUGGUUUUGCCAGUUUUCUAUGCUGUGGAUCCUUCCCAUGUCAGGAACCAAAAUGGAACUUUUGCAGAGGCAUUUGCCAGACAUGAAGAGCGCUUCAAGGACGAGAUGUACAAGGUGGAGGAGUGGAGACGUGCACUUAGGGAUGUUGCCGAUCUUGGAGGAAUGGAAGAUGGAUCAAAUGAUGUUGGUGUAGCUGUGAUCUAUGGGAUGGGUGGAAUUGGCAAGACUACCAUUUCCAAAUCUGCUUAUAACCUUAACUUAGAUAGAUUUCAAGCUAGCAGCUUUAAUGCAGAUGUUAGAGAAACUUCAGAACAACCAAAUGGUUUGGUUCUCUUGCGAAGAAAACUUCUUUCUAAUAUCCAAAAGGGGAAAACAAAGAAAGUAUAUAACAUGGAUGAAGGAGUAAUCAAGAUCAAGCAUGUUGUAUGUUGCAAAAGAGUUCUUAUUGUUAUUGAUGAUGUUGACCAUUGGGACCAAUUCAGUGCAGUUCUUGGAAUGCGAGAAUGGUUUCAUCCAGGAAGUAAAAUUAUCAUAACAACUAGACAGGAAUAUUUGCUAAAGGCUCAUGAAGUUAGUGUAAUGUUUAAGGUUCAAGAACUGAAUGAGUAUGAAGCACUUGAGCUUUUCAGUUGGCAUGCCUUCGGACAAGCCCAUCCUGUUGAAGGUUACAUGGAGCUUUCAAGACCUGUACAUGGUACAGAAACUAUUAAGGCUUUCAAGCUCCACAUUCCUAUGUUCAUAGAAGACGAGCCUUCAAAGACAAUAUGUAGUGGAAGUAACAAAAAGAGAUGCCACGUUAAAGAUUAUGAUAGUAACAAAAAGAGAUGUCGGCUUGGUUUCUUCUCCUGGCAAUCAAUUAACUUUUCCUCAACAAGUUCAGUUGUUGUAUCAAAUGAGGUGGACUUUAAAACAGAGGCAUUUAGAAGAAUGCACAAUCUUGAAAUGCUCCUGCUCAGUAAUGUUAAUAUCAGUGGAGGCUAUGAAGAUUUUCCAAAAUAUUUAAUAUGGUUAUCUUGGCGUGGAUUCCCUUUAAAAUCAAUACCAGCCAAUUUUUAUUUGGAAAAUCUGGUUGCUCUUGAGUUGCAAAAUAGCAGGUUGGAACAUGUUUGGAAGGGAACCAAGUUGCUUCCAAGACUGAAAAUCCUUAAUCUCAAUCAUUCACAUAGCCUUAUGACAACCCCCGACUUGUCAGGACUGUCUAACCUUGAGAGAUUAAAUCUUAAUGGAUGCAUACAUUUGGUUGAGAUUGGUGAAUCCAUUGGAAACCUAGAGAAACUAGUGUUCUUGAAUCUGAAGGACUGCAAAAAUCUCAUUAAGCUUCCGACAAGUAUUAGCAUGUUGAGAUCUCUUCAGGAACUUAUUCUUUCUGGUUGCUCAAAGCAGGUGCUUCAUGCCAACACAACUGCCACCUCUACCGCUACAGAUAUGAAGAAACUCGUUUUGUUAUCGACUACUUUAUGGCAAUCAAUCUGGUCGUGGUAG